Molecule: messenger RNA, 2465 nt
Organism: Patiria miniata (bat star)
Lineage: Eukaryota; Metazoa; Echinodermata; Asteroidea; Valvatida; Asterinidae
Product: FUN14 domain-containing protein 1-like
Exons: 5
Coding region: 82-528 (148 amino acids)
Biological process (GO): autophagy of mitochondrion
Cellular component (GO): mitochondrial outer membrane
Source: RefSeq, a predicted model, not a curated record
AAAUAGCGAGUAGUUGUCUAAUGUGUGUGAGAAUCGGAAUCGAAACACGAUUUAAGUGUCAAAGGUCAAACGUCGAUCAGGAUGGCGAGUGCAGCGGGAGAUAACAAUGCUGGCAUUGACGACAGCAUGUUUGAGAUUCUGGACGUUGCAGAGACGGGGAGAAAUUGGCUGGAGAAGGCACUAGAUGGGGAACUCUCCAAGAAAUCUGUGCCGGUGCAGGUGGCCAUUGGAGGAUCCGCAGGCUGGGUUGCGGGUUACUUGUUCCAGAAAGUCGGCAAGGCUGCAGCAACAGCCGUCGGGGGAGGACUCCUGGUUGUCCUGAUUGGCUACCAUACUGGACACAUUAAGAUCAACUGGAAACAGUUUGAAAAAGACAUCAACAAAACCAAGGCGAAGGUUGAAUCGCAGGUGCAGCAAAACGCCUCCUACAUUUCGACAUUUGCACACCAGGUCAAGCAGCUUGGAAGGAAGAACCUUGUUAUAUCAGGCGGAUUUGGUGCAGGGUUCCUGCUAGGCAUGGCCAUGUAGCAAACUUCCCUCUGUUAUGGUUCGCAAUAACUUCUGUGUCAUUUGAAACGAGUACACUGUAGCCCUCUUCACACGAGACCAAAAAAAAAACCCAAUUAUGAUGAUUGAGAACGAUUAUCCUGCUUGAAAAAUCUUCAUGGGAGGGGACCUCCGUGCUCAAAAGUGGCCAACAUCCCUGGUGAAUUUAUAUCAAGCCUUGAGGGAUUUUGGCGGAGGUUCGUAGUCUCGGACCUACGACAAAUUUAACACUGUUGUAAAUGACCAGUGCAAUACGCCGUAGAAGUGGUUACAUCAUACGCCGCCUAGGUCACGUGUUGCCACGGUCACGCGUUCCACACAAACCCCGGUCGUACGUAGUGAUAGCUGUUAAUGUUCGAGUACAAUGUAUUUACUAUCUCAACUCGUAAAUUGUUCCUCAAUGCUUGCUACAUUUUUUGUGUUGUGUGAAGAGGGCUGAAGUGACCUGCUGGGUCAGGUUCAUAAUGGUCGGAGUUUAGAUUCUUGAAUUUGGAAUAAUUAUGAGCAAUGGUGGUUUUUAAUAUCAGGACAAGUUGACUUGGAGCUGCCAAGCAUGCUGAGAGCGGUCAAUCAUGGGGCAAGCUUAAACUGUUUGUGUUCAGUGAUGCUGUCUAGCUUACAUGUGACAGUUUUUAUGCGUGUGCAACGCAACACAAUGACAUAAGUAACUUGUUAUUGGAGAAAAAAACAGACGGAAAGUAUUUUCAUCAACAAAUCAGUGUGACCUUUUCACCAGUCCUCCCGGUCAAUGAAAAAUUGUCUUUACAAUUCUCAAAACUCUUCUAUUAAAAUUUCAAAUUUUCAUUUGAAACAAAAUCACACCCAUACUUUUAACACAGUCUAUCUCAGCUGAAAAAUGAUCAAAAUUCAAAAUGUUGUGUGCAAUUAGUUUUUCGUUUAAAUACCCUCACCUUAGACAUGUUUACCAUUCAGCGAAUCUUUUAUUUUUCUAGAAUGUUUGUGAAUUUGUUUCAUUUUCUUUAGUCUGUUAGCUAUAAAUUGACUGUCAAACAGCCCAAUGUGUAAAAGUAUGCAAUACAUUACAAUACUGUAUUUCUCAAUUCGCAAACAAAGUGUACAUGUUUUCCGUCCACCGAAUAAAUAAGUGUGUACAUGUACCCCUUUUCUGUUACUCAUACUUUUUAGACCCAGUAACUCGGAUACUAGAACUCCCUUUUCAAAAUUUCUCUUUUGUUGGUCAUGCUGUGCUAGUGCGUAAAAUUGAACCUUCGAAACUUUGAAUAGCCAUUUUAAAUAAGAUGCAUGUAAUUAAUACAUUUUCAGAAAGGUCUCUUUUUCAAAAGCCUGCCCUUGAAACUAUCAUAACUUUCUUUUCAUCUUGUACACCUUUCAUAUAUCUUGCCAAAUUUAAGCCGUUUGUUAAAUGUAGGUAAUUGGUUUUGUUUUUCGUAGCUUUUGCAAUCUAACUUGAGUGCCCUCUCAUUUCUUUUUGUAAUUAACUUAAAUACAUUAUGUACUUUAAUGUCACUGAAGUAAAUAAUACAUUUGCAUAUAUUAGGGUUUGCAUUCUAAAAAUAAAACCACUUUAGUAGGGAACCUCAAGUGAUUUUUCGAAAUGUCAGACUUUUUAAUAAACCUUUUUGUAAUCUUCUGAACUUUACCAUGUUGGUUAUCAUUUUGGGAUCAGUUUUAGCAGUCAUUUUAUGUUUUCAUAGAAACAACCUCAUUUUGUCAUUCUGAAAAUUAUCAACAGACUACAGAAGUAGCAUAAGGAUUCAAUCAUGUUCUUUUUAUUUUGCAUCAUAAUACUCCACACUUGAAACUCACCGAUUUGUAUUGAUAAUGUUAAUUGAUUCAGUGUGUUAUGCAUUAAAGGUUUGAUUUAAUCUAAUGGAGGAUUAUCACAAGCUGUAUUCGUUGAAUAAAAAUUAUCGGUUGCAAAAACUGAAGAAAACAAA